AGGCGUUAUAACGAAACACUAGUGGCAGCGGCUAUUUCUUUUUCUACGACAUUAGCUCGUUUUUACUCGUUAUGCAAGUUUGUGUCAGUUGUCGGUACUCACGUAGUUAUGCGGCAUUUAACAUGUUCGUGAAAAUGCCUUGAAACCAAGUAUACUCGUUUUAAAGGAUGUUAUUUCAUCCGUGAGUGAAUGCUGUUAUACAAACUUCCAGUUUCACAGUGUCACGGUCUUACGUAGCUAAAUUAAGAUGGAAGAUUCGAUUUGCAGCUGAAUGAAAUGGAUGGAACUAAACACUUGCUUCGGUGUCCGGUCUGAUCCCGACCUAGAUUGAAUCGAUGAGAUAUCUAGUAAUUUGACUGACCCCUGGGCGUAACUGAUAUUUGCGAUUCUUCAGUUAUAUCACGAAAAUGGACAUCGCUGUUCAAGACGGAUUGGAUCAUUCCACGCACAGCACAACUGUUCCCACUGCUGCCUGGUUGUGUGCAGAAAUGUUGGAUGUGGCACAGAAAGCCUGCCAGGCUGGAGACUACAACUUUGCUGUUGAGAUCUACAGCUCUCAACUUGCAGAUCUUCAGCAACCAGACAGGCCUCUGUGUCUACUGAAGGCAGAUGCGCUUAGCAGGGCUGGGCGCAUAGGAGAGGCACUGGACUCGUAUUGUGCUGCCGCCAAACUGGACAGUUUAAAACCCCAAGAAUUAGGAUCUCUUGUUGACUGUAUUACGAACACCUUGCGCGAAAAGGAAUUGUGCAUCUCAGCUCCAAGUAAGACUUCGUCAUGCCGAGUUGGAGUUAACAAAAACGAGUUGAACCGUUCAUGUUCAGAGGAUGACUUAUCUGAGGAUGAAGAACCACUGGACUUUUUCUCUUGCCAUUUUUGCAAGUGUCUCUUGACAGAGCCUGUGACCUUAGAAUGUGGCCAUACAUACUGCAAAUAUUGUCUUGAAGAUAAUCACGUCACAGAAUGUAAACUGUGUCGAUAUAAACUGAGCAACUCAACGGGCAAAGUGAAGCCAACUGCGUUUAAAGUCAAUGUGGUCCUAAGCAGCCUGUUGGAAAAGUGGUUUGUUGCGGAGAGUCAAGCAAGGCGAUACUGGCUGGAGGGGGAGAGACUACGGACUAAACACGACUUCCUCAACGCCCUAGAAAGAUACAACAAAGCUGUAGAAAUGGCCCCAACUAUAGCCAGGUUACUGGAGCGGAGAGCAGAACUACAUCAGGAGAUGGGGAACUUCAGACUGGCCCUUCAGGAUGGGGACAGCAUGUGUCAACUGAAGCCUCUGUGGCCCACGGCCCAUUAUGUGAGAGCAUUGGCUUUGAGCAAAGCCGGACGGAAUGAAGAAACCUUAAAAGAGUAUUUCUAUUGUGUGGCUCUGAAGCCUAACUGCAUCACUAUCAGACUGGAGGCUCAGAAGCUGUUGAGUGACAUGUUCUCCUCCUUGUUUGAGAAGGACAGUCUGACCGCAUUACUCCACCCCUGUCAGACAGGCUUCGCCUCCCCUCUUAAGCCCGCCUCCUUACUCUUGGGAUCAUUAAAUUCCGCCCCUCAAAAAGAAAGCCAGACGGAAGGGCCCUCGGACGUCACCGCCAAGCCCCAGACAUGCGCUGGGGACUCCAAGAACCUGGGUUUAGUCCUCAGUGCCUUACUUUGCACCUCUGGUCUGAAAAGGAAAUGCCAAGACAACCCUCCAAACUUAGCAACCGCCAACAAGUUGCCCAGAAAAGAUGAAGGUUGCUCCUCAUCCCAGGCUCCUGUUGCCCAUAGUGGUGAGAGGGAGGUGCCUACCCAUCUCUUGGACAGCACUGACAUGGAGUGCUCUCUUUGUAUGAGGCUAUUUUAUGAGCCUGUCACCACCCCCUGUGGACACACAUUCUGUCUGAAGUGUCUGGAGCGCUGCCUGGACCACAACCCAAACUGCCCACUGUGCAAAGAGAACCUCGCUGAGUACCUGGCCUCUAGAGGGAACCAGAAGACCCUGUUGGUUGAAGAAAUGCUACAAUGUUAUCUCUCUGAGGCGCUGGCUGAGAGAAGGAAAGUCCAUGAAGAGGAGAUGAAGGAGCUAUCCAACUUGAAGCAGGAAGUGCCCAUCUUUAUCUGCACGGUUGCAUUUCCCACAAUCCCAUGCCCUCUUCACAUCUAUGAGCCAUGCUAUAGGCUCAUGGUCCGACGCUCAAUGGAAACAGGAACCAGGCAGUUUGGAAUGUGCAUCGCUGAUGAUCUCAAGGGUUUUGCUGACUACGGCUGCAUGCUGGAGGUGAAGGAUGUGAAGGCGUUUCCCGAUGGCCGUUCGGUGGUGGACACGGUGGGAGUGUCUCGGUUUCGAGUGCUGAGCCACGGCCAGAGGGACGGGUACAGCACAGCCAAGAUAGAGCUGCUGGAGGACAAGAAGGUGGAGGGGGCGGAGCUAGAGAAGCUGCAGAAGCUGCAUGACUCUGUGUACGAGCAGGCUACUUCCUGGUUCACCUCCCUCAAAGACAACAUGAAGAGCCAGAUCCUCAGCCACUUUGGACAGCUGCCCGGGAAAGAGGCUGACAUUCAGGCCAGUCCCAGCGGCCCUGCUUGGUGCUGGUGGCUCCUGGCCGUCCUGCCACUGGAGAAACGUGCUCAGCUCAGCAUCUUGUCCAUGACCGCCUUCCGAGACAGGCUGGGCGCCGUGCGCCGUGUGAUCCUCCUCGUCACACGCAAACGCCAGGCACGGUGACAAGCUGUCCAACUGUUCGGUGCAGUUCUUACUAAAAAUUGACUUUCAGUCACUGAAAUGAUGCGAAAACUUCUUUGAAUGGGGACAGCUGGUGGAUUACAGUUUCUUAUGUAGUUCCAAGUAUUCGUAGGGUGAGGAUGUGAAACACCAUUGUAGAUGUAAAUACUGUGUCUUUGAAUCAGUGCGUCCUUUAACCCAAACUGUGUGUCCUGUUGUACAUGUUAAAUGAUGAGAGCCUUAAAUUAUUGUUAUUCCAAUUGCAUAUUUAUAUACUUACUAUCACACAAUAAACAUGUUUUUAUUUAUUAA
Messenger RNA from Osmerus eperlanus (European smelt), 3008 nucleotides. RefSeq names its product LON peptidase N-terminal domain and ring finger 2 (gene lonrf2). Bases 408 to 2699 code for a protein of 763 amino acids. Lineage: Eukaryota; Metazoa; Chordata; Actinopteri; Osmeriformes; Osmeridae. The transcript has 11 exons. The record is from RefSeq and is a predicted model, not a curated record. Gene Ontology annotation, molecular function: ubiquitin protein ligase activity; protein binding.